Molecule: messenger RNA, 1653 nt
Organism: Plasmodium cynomolgi strain B
Lineage: Eukaryota; Apicomplexa; Aconoidasida; Haemosporida; Plasmodiidae
Product: nucleoside transporter
Exons: 1
Coding region: 1-1653 (550 amino acids)
Source: RefSeq, a predicted model, not a curated record
AUGAACGCACCGAGUAAGCGAACCAACUCGGCGGGGGGUCCCCCGUCGCAGCCGGUCGGGAAAGACAACUCGGAAACGAAGAACGGAGCAGACGCGAAAGAAGGGAGCACAACGAUGCACAAAGAGCACAACCAAUGCAGCAACACGUUUGCAAACAUAACCCUGUGCCUGAUGGGCAUGUCCUCCGUGCUGCUGUACAACUGCGUCUUGAACACCACCCCCCACAUCCACGAACUGCUGAACAGAAAUAUCGUGGUGUCCUCCACCUUCUUUUUAUACUUCUCCGUCCUGGUGUUCAUCUCACUAAUCAGUUCUUUAUUUAUCGAAGUGAAGACGAGGACCUAUGACAUAUGUUUCGUUAUUUCGUUUGUCCUCCAGUUAGUGUACCCUCUUGUCGUAAAGUACUACUAUGACCAGACCUUCUUAUUUUAUUUGCUCAUAGGAUUCAUCGGCGCAACCUGCUCCAUGAUGAAGACGAUGAUUUUUUCAAUUGCUACCAUCGUGUUGAAUAGCUCCAAAGUGAUAUGUCUGUCGUAUGGUUUGACUGGAAUUUAUUCCCUUUUCAUUACAUCUACGUUUUUUUAUUUUUUAACAAAAAUUGAUAAAGACGUACAUAAGCUUAUGCGGUCCAUAUUUGCUACAUGCAUAAUUAAUUGCAUUUUUAUCUUCGUCUCUUUCGUUUGCUACUCCGUGUUGAAGAGUACUGAUGAUUUUAAGCGUAAGUUCAAGAUAUACCAGGAGGAACGGGAGGGAAAACGGGCGCGGAGUGGAAGCAGCGCGCUGUUCGAUACGGCGGGGGGAACAACCGGGGGGGCUCCUUUCGUGAUAGCGGUCGAGGGUUCCACUCGCGAAGGUGGCUACAGUGGGAAUGAAGGCGAAAAGGAGAAGCAACCACGGAAGGAAGCUGCGCAGAAAGCUGCGAAGAAAGAUGCGAAGAAAGAUGCGAAGAAAGCUGCGGAGGAGUAUGCGAAGAAAGAUGCGAAGAAAGAUGCGAAGAAAGAUGCGGAGGAGUAUGCGAAGGACGGGAGGGACCCCAUGGAGGUACCCCCAAGGAGCCGCUUCUUCCCAGACUUCUCCUUAUUCAACGUGAAGACAAACGAGAUCAUGAAGCAAGCCAGGAUAAAGGCAUUCCUCUACAAGAAGUCUAUCGUUUUCCUGUUUUGCACCUUUUACAACAUUUUUCUGAAGAUUGCAGUUUUCCCCGUUGUCUGCCCAGAAAUGUGGACCAGAAACGUGGACGAGCGGUACAUACUGAUCGGCAUGGUGCAGCUGGCUGACUGCGUUAGUAGGAUUUUCCCAACAUUUGCAGAGACAGUACCCGUUUUUAAAGUGUUUCUUCUGCCACAAAGGAAGGUACUCAUAUACUCGCUCGCAAGGACCCUUCUAUCCGUCCUAUGUUUGAUAAUCCCCCUGACAGAUGCGCCCCUCUUGCAAAAUUUUGCUUUUAAGUGCCUCCUCAUUUUUUCCAACAUUUACCUAAAUGGCUGGUUUGUCGUUUUGUCCUUUAUUAACAUUUCGGAUGUCUUGAAGCCCCUGAACUCGAUGAGUAACGUGGCCAUGGUCAGCAGCUUCGGCUCCACGCUGCUCCGGGUGGGCUUGCUCACGGGCUACGGUGCCUCGACCAUCUACAAGCGCUACGUCGCGGGGGGGUGA